CUUCGAACAAACAUUAAGAAUAAGAAAAAUGUGGAAAUAUGAUAUUACCAAGGAUCACAUAAUAAUAUUGAAACGACGAUUUAAACUUUCUGAAAAGUGUGGUAUGUGUUCCAUACUGUUCAGAGCAGACCUCAUUGGCUGACUUCCCGCCAAAACCUAUUACUAUCGCACUAACACUUCUACUACAUCAUUCUUAUUCUCUAGAAGAUUGAGUCUACACGAAGGAAUCCGAAAGAUGAUAGAAGUAAAGGUAGCCCACACUGAAGGUCAUAGUGAUUUUACCUUUUCAAGUGAUGGAAGUCAAAUUCUUUCUUGCGGUCGGGAAGGAGAUGUAAAAAUCUGGGAUGUAAAUGAAGAUAAAGAUCCAAAAACUAUUUCAGUUGGAGAAUGCAUAACAGCCAUUGAUUUCUCGGAGAAUGCUUUUUUCGUUGGUGUAGAAAAUGUGGUAAGGAAAUAUACAUAUCCUGACGCUGUAGAUGACGGAACUGUAGUUAGAUUCACUGGAACUGUAACUUCAGUAAAAGUUAAAAGAGAUUUUUUAUUUUCCGCUUCAAGUGAUUUUACCGCAAAACUUGUGAAAAUCUCAAAUUUCAAGAUUUUAUUGAAUAUUUCUCAACACGAGGCUCCAAUUUUAGCAGUAGACCUGCAAUCAUCUGGUCAAACAUUGGCUACAGCCAGUUUAGAUGGAUAUGUUAAAAUUUGGGAUCAAACUGGAUUAUGCAUGGAAAAACACAAGUGUAUACCAAUUGGGAAUGACUUUCACUAUGCAAAAACCUUGUGUAAGUUAGCCUUUUCACCAAAUGGCGAGCACCUGGCUGUACCAAAUGAGAAAACUGUUGAUAUACUAUUUGAAGAUGAACUAUGGGCUUGUAACUUUUCUUUGAAAACCAAUAUAGAAAAUCAUGAGUUCAUAAAUGUUGUUUGUUUCUCUUCAACUGGAAAAAAUCUGAGUGCAGCAACUGUAGACGGUCAUAUUUUUAUGUGGAAUUUGAAAUCAAAGGAAUUAAUAUUUUCGGAGAGACAUCCUCAUAAGCGAACUAUUACAUCUCUCUCAUGGAAUCCAUCAAAAGAACAACUUAUCUUCACAGAUAAACAGGGUCAACUUUGUUUAACUGAAGAAUUGAAAUUAGACGAAAAUUAUAAAGAGUCCGCCAAAGAAGAGAGUGAAGAAAAUUUAAACGAUUUGUUUGACGAUAGGGAUAGUGAUGUUGAUAUUUCAGCUAUAAAGAAAAAGACAUUAUCAGCAUUUGGAUUUGAAGAUGAGGAGGACUUAGCAACUGGUGGUACUCAAAUAAUUGAUGAUGAAAAUUCUGAAAUGGAAAGCAAGACUAAAAUUAAAGAAAUUAUUAAACAUGUUCCUAUUGACACCUGGAAACCGAAAGAACCCCAGAAAGCUUUUCAGCCAGGCUCUACUCCUCUCCAUCUGCCUCAUCGGUUUAUGAUGUGGAAUAUGGUAGGCGUAAUUCGCCAUUAUCAAACGGAAGAUGAAAAUUCAAUUGACAUAACUUUUCAUGACAAAGCAACACAUCACGCCGUACAUAUUCACAACGAUGCUAAUUAUAUCAUGGGUGAUGUCAGUAAAAAAUGUUUCGUCCUGGGAUCGAUAGGUGAUGAUGACAACCAAAGUUCUGUAAUGUGUGAACACUUUGCCAGCUGGGAUUCAAACAAGAGAUGGAUACUUAACUUGGAAAAUUCAGAAAAAGUAGAAGCCUUGUGUAUUGGUGAGAAGUGGAUUGCCCUUGCAACAGACUUAAACUUUAUUAGACUUAUAAGUAUAAGUGGUGUUCAGCUGCAAGUUUUUUGCAGUCCAGGUAAAAUUGUUUGUAUGUCGGCUUUCCAGGAUCAAUUGAUGAUUGUAUAUCAUAAGGGAAUACCUUAUGACUGCCAGAGUUCCUUAGCAAUAAAAAUUAUGAAAAUAGCGAAGACUUUUAAAUGCGAAUACGUAGAGCAACUAUGCUUGUCUCCAGCGUCUAGCCUUUCAUGGAUAGGAUUUACACAACAAGGAUCUCCAUGUACAGUAGAUAGCCGGGGAAUUGUGCGUAUGCUUGUUAAGUCUUUUGGAAAUAGUUGGGUACCAAUUUCAAAUUUAAAAGAUCAUACUAAGGGUAAAAGUGAUGGGUAUUUUGUGGUCGGUAUCUGCGAAGAAUCGGAACAGAUACGAUGCAUUUUCUGUAAAGGUUCAACUUAUCCGCCAACAUUACCAUGGCCUGUAAUUACUACCCUCUCAAUUCGCCUACCUUUUGCGAAUUCAGAAGAAGAUAAGACAAAACUUGAGGAAAAACUCUGGCGAACUGUUGUACUCAAAGAUUGGUUAGAAGCGUUCGAUGAUGAAGACAAAAAGAGGCAAUUAGAUAUUAGAGAGCAAGAAGUACUCAUCAGAAUGUUUGCGAUGGCUUGCAAACAAGAUCGUGAAUAUAGGGCUAUUGAAAUAGCGAGAAUGACUAAAAAUUCGCAUAAUGCCGCUUUGACCAGUAAAUAUGCCGCUAAACUGGGACUGAUGUCGCUUGCCGAACGCUUGAAUGAUGUUAUUCGAGAGAAAAGUGAGGAAGAGGAGUUAAAUUUCUUGGCCGCAAAAGAACAGCCUGUUGAAGAUAACUCUCAAAGAAAAACUCUUGACGACAGUAGCCAAAGAGAUGACGAUGAGGUAAUGAUUAAGCCUAAGCCUACGUCAACGCCUUUAUUAUUUCGAUCGGAAUCUCCAUCUGUGGAUAGCCUACCUUCAACGCCUCAAAGCCAAAACUGGCAAAACCCUUUCAAAGCAAACGACAGUGGAAACUCGACGCCCAUUUUAAGGAGAGGAAGCAGUGUCUUUGACGAUUUGAAGCCGACUUCAAGAGAGAAGCUAAAAGGAGAUGAACCUCAAAAAGCAGUGAAAAGAAAGAGCACCACUCAGACUACCCUUACACCGUCAAGUUCUAAAAAGAAAAAAGAAAAUAUUCCGACAGCUUUCGGAUUAUGGUUAGAAGAAAAUAAGGAAAGUUUGGAAGAGGAAAACCCAGAUGUUUCCUCUGAAGAUAUGGCGGUACUUGCCGCAAAACGUUUUAAAGCAUUGCCAAAAGAAGAAAGACAAAUUUAUGCAGAGAGAAUUAAACAAAAGACCACGAGUGAAGAUAAUAAAAAGCCUGAAAAGAAAUCUGGCUUCGAUAAAUUAAAUUCCUUCACAUUCAAUAAAAUCUAAACAAACAUUUUUCACAUUGAAAAUAUUCUAUAUUUCAUAGUUUUCCUGUUUUAACAUAAAAAAUCUGGAACUAGUUUAAAUUAUAUCUCAUGUGAUAAUACUAAAUAAUUUUAUCUUUGCAAGAG
This is a messenger RNA of Dimorphilus gyrociliatus, 3303 nucleotides long. NCBI's taxonomy places the organism in Eukaryota, Metazoa, Annelida, Polychaeta, Dinophilidae. The record is from the annotation of a GenBank genome assembly.